AUGACUUUGAGAAAUUUAUAUACAUCUUUUUACCGACUUCAAAAUGGUUACAAACAUAAAUGUAAAAGUUUAAAUAACAUCACUGUUUAUAGUUUUUCCAGCCAAUCACAUGACCGAGAAAUUACUAAAGAAUUGAGUAACAAGUUUUUUGCUGAACCUGUACAAAACUUAUUGUUUAAACUUACUCAUGUUGAUAUACAGAAAGCAUUUAGAAAGCGUUUUAUUGGAGAAAAUCCUGACACUCCAAUUUAUAAAUUUAUGACCACUGCAGAAGUUGAAAAAAUGCAAGCUGAAGUUAAAUUAAAAGCCAAAGAAAAAGUUCAGAUGCCACCAAUAGUACCAUUACGUACUGAUUUGGGACAAGUAUUGGAAGUUAACAAGGAUAUUAUUGGUUUUGACAGCUCAAAAUUUGUAUUUACAGAUAUUACUUUUGGUGUAUCUGAUAAAAGGCGCAUAGUUGUGGUACGAGAACCUGAUGGAACACUGAGAAAAGCUAACGAGGAUGAACGUCAUGCUGUAAAUCAAAUAUAUUUCCCUCAAUCAGGAAGAGAAUUAAAGCACCCAGUCAUGUUUGAUGAUACAAAUUUGAAGCCUCUUCUUGAAAAUGGUGAUUAUGAAUUCAUAUUGGAUCGAGCAUGUUGUCAAUUUGAACCUGAUGAUAAAAACUAUCACCGUGUUGUAUUUAGUACAUAUAAGCAUGUUGAUGAAUCUAAAAAUUAUCAUGUUUUGGAGUCCACAAGACAUUUAGGACCAUUACUGUUUUACUUGGCUUUUAACAAAAAGCCAGAUAACUUUUUAUUGUAUUGUCUACAAACUGAAAGGUUUGAUGAUAUAAUAUUAUUUAUACAAUUAUAUACAAAGUUAAAUCAAGGUUUGGAAUCUGAAAUGGACGAUUCAAAAGACCAAUUUAAAUUAAUAGAGGAUUUCAUAAAUACUGAAUGUUUUGAUCAAGUAAAUCUGGAAGCAGCAUUAAAAGAUUAUACCACUAGAAAUAGUGAAAUAGCCUCUAAAACAAACUAA
Messenger RNA from Macrosiphum euphorbiae (potato aphid), 1020 nucleotides. NCBI's taxonomy places the organism in Eukaryota, Metazoa, Arthropoda, Insecta, Hemiptera, Aphididae. The record is from the annotation of a GenBank genome assembly.